UAACUCCUCUGCCUCAACCUCACCUGCCAACUGCAACACUACCACAAGAACAACGCUUCUUUUACACCUUUUCAUUUAUAGCUUUCCCUCAACACUCUCCACCAUUUCUGUUCUGGUGUUUGCACUCAUGGAAGCCACCAUUUCCAAGCAAAACCAAGUUCCUAUCUCUCUCACUCUCUCCCAUGCAGUCAAUUAUUCCACUCUCUUUACUCACCAUUUUCUUCCAAAACUCUCUCACUAUCUUUGCCUUUUGACUCUCUCACUGCUUGCAUUGUUUCUCCUGCAAAACUCUGAUCCCAUCAUGCUUCAUUUCCUUCUUCUCUGUAUUUUCCUCCUCUGUUUUCUGCUCAAGCACUUGCUUUCCAAGCCUUCUUCAGUUUACCUCGUGGAUUUCUCGUGUCUGAAACCACCUGGUUCUUGCAGAGUCCCUUUCUCAUCGUUCCUAGAAAAUACAUCACUAAUUGGUUUUGACAGAGAGAGCAUAGCUUUCAUGGCCAAGAUCCUCACUUCUUCAGGACAGAGUGAACUGACAUGUCUUCCUCCUGCAUUGCACUAUAUUCCUCCUAAGACCCAUCAAAGUGAGUCCUUCAGAGAAGCUCAAAUGGUUCUGUUUCCAAUCAUUGAUGAUCUCUUGGCCAAAAUUAAUCUCUCCCCUCUUGACAUUGACAUACUCAUCUUCAACUGUAGUGGGUUUUGUCCUGUUCCUUCUCUGAGCUCCAUGAUCAUUAACAAGUACUCCAUGCGAAGUGACGUCAAAAGCUACAAUAUCUCUGGGAUGGGAUGCACUGCGAGUGCCAUUGGAAUCGACUUGGCUAAGAAUCUUCUGAGUGUUCACAAGAACUCUAACGCCAUUAUUAUCAGCACAGAGAUCUUAUCAACGGGAUGGUACUCAGGUAAUGAACGGUCCAAACUAAUCAUGAACUGUCUGUUUCGGAUGGGAAGUGCAGCGAUUUUGCUCUCAAACAAGAAAGAAGCGAAGAAAUGUUCAAAAUACAGAGUGGUUAGUACAGUUAGAACCCACAUGGGCUUCGACGACCAAGCUUAUACCUCGGCCUUCAGGGAAGAAGACUCACAAGGAAAACUUGGGGUGACGCUGCAGGGAGAUUUACUCAAGGUCGUCGGAGAAACUCUCCGAUCAAACUUCUCCAAUCUGGGUUCUGAGAUCCUUCCUUUCUCAGAGAAAUUCCGGUACGUUAUGCUGGUAUUGAAGAAGAAGAUGACGACGAACAAGUCGGAAAGCGUUCCGGCGCCGAACUUCAAAACAGUAAUAAAGCAUUUCUGCUUGCCUUGUUCCGGGAGGGCGGUGAUAAGAGAGAUCGGAAAAGGGUUGGGGCUGACGGAGAGUGACAUGGAACCUGCUUUGAUGACUCUGCAUAGGUUUGGGAACCAGUCGUCGUCUUCCCUGUGGUACGAACUGAGUUAUUUGGAAGCCAAGGAAAGAGUUGAGAAAGGUGACAAGAUUUGGCAAUUUGGGAUGGGAAGUGGGACCAAGUGUUGUAACGUCAUUUUGGAGUGUGUGAGGCCCAUUACUGGAGAGUCCAAUAAGGGCCCAUGGGCAGACAGCAUUCAUCAAUACCCAAUUUAA
Prosopis cineraria is the source of this 1585-nucleotide messenger RNA. RefSeq names its product 3-ketoacyl-CoA synthase 5-like. NCBI's taxonomy places the organism in Eukaryota, Viridiplantae, Streptophyta, Magnoliopsida, Fabales, Fabaceae. Gene Ontology annotation, biological process: fatty acid biosynthetic process. The transcript has a single exon. Gene Ontology annotation, molecular function: acyltransferase activity, transferring groups other than amino-acyl groups. The record is from RefSeq and is a predicted model, not a curated record. Gene Ontology annotation, cellular component: membrane. The coding region runs from base 128 to 1585 and encodes 485 amino acids.